AUGACCGUUGACCUGGGCCUCAAAACUCCUGCAACUCCCAAACCGACACCUGCCGUUCCUCUCUUCCAGAAGAAUACCAAUAAACGCUGGCCCCCGAUGGCAAACCGAAACGCCCUCCCCUAUAAGCUCACUGUCAUGUCCAAGGAGAAGCUCGCGCGUGAAGCGACGGCCCCCGACCCCGAUCUCCGCCGCUGUGUAGCUCAUUUCCGUCUACACUGUGGCUCAGUGAUGUGGACAGAGAAUGACAUGAAGUCUCGCAUGAGCUCGUUUGAGUUCGAAGAGACCGACGAAGAAGACGAGAACGACCGCCCCGAAGAGAAGGAAUCCUUCGACUCGCCUCAGACCACCAUGGUUCGCGUGGAACUCACUGAGCCAGUCUCGGAUGCCUCUACCAUUGCAAUUCCUCCAUCUCUGUCUCCCGAGAAUGCUCUCUUCGACCAAAGUCACUGCAUUGAAGUGACUUCCUCCAAGGAGAAUUUCUGCUGCAUCUCGGUGACCCCCAUCGCCGGCUAG
Messenger RNA from Penicillium macrosclerotiorum, 513 nucleotides. RefSeq lists its product as uncharacterized. The record is from RefSeq and is a predicted model, not a curated record. The transcript has a single exon. Lineage: Eukaryota; Fungi; Ascomycota; Eurotiomycetes; Eurotiales; Aspergillaceae. The coding region runs from base 1 to 513 and encodes 170 amino acids.